Molecule: messenger RNA, 1889 nt
Organism: Malania oleifera
Lineage: Eukaryota; Viridiplantae; Streptophyta; Magnoliopsida; Santalales; Ximeniaceae
Product: protoheme IX farnesyltransferase, mitochondrial
Exons: 7
Coding region: 218-1555 (445 amino acids)
Biological process (GO): heme biosynthetic process
Cellular component (GO): mitochondrion; membrane
Molecular function (GO): protoheme IX farnesyltransferase activity
Source: RefSeq, a predicted model, not a curated record
ACGCCCAAAAUAGAAAGACUUUUCAUUAUUAUUAUUAUUAUUAUUAUUAUUAUUAUUAUUAUUAUUGUCUUCUACAUGUUUUUAUUAUUAUUAUUAUUAUUAUAUCAACUGAUUUGAUGAACAGAGCGCAGAUAUGCAAGCGCUGAUCUCCGAUCAAUCUCUCCCGUGGUUCAUUUCUAGCCGGAAUCCCUCUUUUUAUCAUUCUCCCUGAAUCGCCAUGUGGAGAAACUCCCUGAGUUUCUCUUCCAAACUCCUCUCCUCCUCAAACCCUAACUUCGCACGGUCACUCCUUUCCCCUUGCCUCUACUCAUCAGACCUUACUGCCGCUUUUUCUUCUUCUUCUUCUUCUUCUUCUUCUUUUGAGUUACUCAAAUUAGGGUUUCACAAAUACAAUGCAGUCCAAUCCCCCCGGUUCGCCUCAUCAGCUGCUAUCGAUUCGUUGUCACCGGCGGCUGCGUCAGCGGUCAGGGCACACGAUGUUGUGGGCUUCGCUCGGCAUUACGGGCGUUGUUACUGGGAGCUGUCCAAAGCUCGGCUCAGCAUGCUAGUUGUUGCAACUUCCGGCACUGGAUUUGUUCUUGGCAGUGGCAAUGUCAUUGAUGUUGUAGGACUUUGUUGCACUUGUGCGGGAACAAUGAUGGUUGCAGCAUCUGCUAACUCCUUAAAUCAGGUGUUUGAAACAAAUAACGAUGCCAAAAUGAAUAGAACAAAGCUAAGACCACUUCCGUCAGGGCGUAUUACUGUUCCUCAUGCAGUCACCUGGGCAUCUUCUAUUGGUUUGGCUGGCACUGCUUUAUUGGCAUGCAAGGCUAAUAUUUUGGCUGCCGGGCUUGCAGCUUCUAAUCUUAUACUUUAUGCAUUCGUAUAUACACCACUGAAGCAAAUACAUCCGGUGAAUACAUGGGUUGGAGCUGUUGUUGGCGCCAUUCCUCCCCUUCUUGGGUGGGCUGCAGCUUCUGGCCAAGUUUCGCUUAAUGCUAUGAUUCUCCCAGCUGCCCUGUAUUUUUGGCAAAUACCCCAUUUUAUGGCGCUUGCGUACUUGUGCCGUGAUGAUUAUGCUGCUGGAGGGUUUAGAAUGUUUUCUCUUGCUGAUGCUUCCGGUCAAAGAACUGCUUCAGUGGCUUUUAGGAACUGCUUAUAUCUUGUUCCCUUGGGUUUUCUAGCCUAUGAUUGGGGUGUGACAUCUGGAUGGUUUUGUCUUGAGUCAUGUCUCCUUACGCUCGCAAUUAGUGCUUCAGCAUUCAAAUUUUACCGGAGCCGUACAACAAAAAGUGCAAGGAGGAUGUUCCAUGCUAGCCUUCUAUAUCUUCCUGUAUUUAUGUCUGGACUUCUCUUUCAUCGCCUCUCUGGUGACGAGCACUGUACUGUAGAAGAUAAUUUAGAUCGGAUUACUGUGCUCCCAUUUUCUGCAGAAACAUCGCUGCCUGAAAGUGAAAAUGUUAGAGGGAAAAAUGUGGGGGACUCUGCUGCAAGCACUCGAGCACGCCCACCUGUAGCGCAUGCUUCGGUCGCACCAUUUCCUUUCCUGCCAGCUCCUUCGUAUAGUAUUCCAUGAUUAUUUGUUUUCUGGUUUGUGUUUUAUUUCACCUGGUAAAACAUUUUGACGCCAGUCUCCAAAAAAAUAAAAGUAAAAAAAAAAAAAAAAAAAACCCUUUUCCAAGUCCCUGGUUUUCUCUUGGCGAUUGUAAUAAGUAAUAUUUGUUUUAAAAUUUUUGAGGCCAGUUGCAAGUGACAUGCUGUACUUACGUGUACAUUGUGAGAACUGCUGCUUAUAUUUCUGUCAUUUGCCCUGACCCGUAAUUUUGGUUUAUGAAAUCAUUGGUUGUACUUCAAAUGUAAAAUCAGUGUGCAAGAUAAUAAGGGUACAACUGGGUUAUAUUGUGGUGAAA